AUGCAUCACCUACUAUCCUCUAUCCCUAUACAUGACAUAUCCUCUACGACGCUAGGAAUCUCAGUAGUUCUCUGUGGGAUUCUCACAUAUACAGUCGCUAAAAUGUUCGGUUUCGGGUCUCGGAAUGAGUUCCCUGUCGAGGGCAGAACUGUUGUUAUUACCGGCGGUUCAGAUGGAAUGGGCAAGGCCGUUGCCUGCCAGCUCUCAGAGAAAGGCGCAAAUGUCGUGAUAGUUGCACGUACACUCAAGAAGCUCCAGGUUUCUAUUGAAGGCGUCAAGGCUUUGGCUGCAAACCCAGUCAAGCAGAAAUUCCACUACAUCAGUGCCGAUCUCACUGACCCUGCGGAGUGUGAGCGAGUUAUUAACGAAGUCACCGAGUGGAAUAAUGGAAUUCCCCCUGACGUUGUUUGGUGCUGCGCGGGAUACUGCAACCCUGGAUACUUCAUCGACACGCCGGUUCAGACAUUGAAGGACCAAAUGGAUACGGUGUACUGGACUGCCGCAAAUACCGCUCAUGCGACAUUGAGAAAGUGGCUUGUCCCGGUUAGACCAAGCCAGCAAACCCCAACACCGCGGAGACACCUCAUCUUUACUUGCUCUACUCUCGCUUUCGUCCCAAUUGCCGGCUAUGGCCCAUACUCCCCAGCGAAGGCCGCGAUUCGCUCCUUGUCCGAUACUUUGAGUCAGGAAGUCGAAAUGUAUAAUGGCUCUCGUAUUUCUAAAACGCGCCACGAAGCCCCAGCCGCCGAUGUUAAGAUCCAUACCGUUUUCCCAAUGGGUAUUCUGAGCCCAGGAUUCGAUAACGAGCAGAAGAUGAAGCCGGAAUUGACCAAGAAGUUGGAGGAGGCUGAUAAGCCACAAUCACCAAAUGAGGUUGCUAAGAUUUCCAUCAAAGCUCUGGAACGAGGCGAUUAUCUCAUAACUACCAUGUUCGUGGGCCACGUUAUGAAAGGCACUGCCCUUGGACCGAGCCCUAGGAACUCCAUGGUCCUUGAUACCUUGACCAGCUGGUUUAGUAACUUGGUCUUUUUGCACAUCAUUCCCGAUCUUCGAAAGACGGCGCGGAACUGGGGUUUCAAGAACGGUCCUCCAGCACCACCCUCAUAG
Molecule: messenger RNA, 1107 nt
Organism: Aspergillus wentii DTO 134E9
Lineage: Eukaryota; Fungi; Ascomycota; Eurotiomycetes; Eurotiales; Aspergillaceae
Gene: ksrA
Product: 3-dehydrosphinganine reductase
Exons: 3
Coding region: 1-1107 (368 amino acids)
Biological process (GO): sphingolipid biosynthetic process
Cellular component (GO): endoplasmic reticulum membrane
Molecular function (GO): 3-dehydrosphinganine reductase activity
Source: RefSeq, a predicted model, not a curated record